GAAGUGACGAAGUGAAGCCCUCGUGGGUGACGUCAGUGCCCACCCUAUUGGUUGCUUCGUCACCGGCAGACAGAGUGAGAGUUGGCAGAGGAGUCCGAGGCCGGGGCACAAGGAACUGUCAGGGAGACAAGAGGGCACCGGGGCACCGCCAUGGGCGCCAGGGAGGACAGGACGGAGCGCCUGGGAUUCAGCCUGCAGAAGGAGAUCGUCUAUAACCGGCUGCUGCCCUACGCUGACCGCCUGGACCAGGAGUCCAACCGGCUGCUGGCCGCCAUCAAGAGCAGCCUGGGCCGCGCCGUGCACCUCCGGGAGCUGUGGCCGGGGGUCCUGUUCUGGAGCAGGAAGCUGAACACGUACAUUCGGCUUUAUGGCAGAAAAUUUAGUAAAGAAGACCAUGUGCUAUUCGUUAAGUUGCUGUACGAGUUGGUGACAAUUCCGAAACUGGAGAUCAGUAUGAUGCAAGGGUUUGCACGCUUGUUGGUGCAACUUUUAAAAAAGAAAGAGCUCCUUUCAAGAGACGACUUGCAGUUGCCCUGGAGACCAUUGUACGAGAUGCUGGAGAGAAUAUUGUACUCUAAAACAGAACACCUUGGUCUUAAUUGGUUUCCUAAUUCAUGUCGGCAAGGCUUGCCCUCCACUAAAACACUUGUGCUUAAUGUUUUACGUAGGUGCUCUGUGGAAGGUGUCCUAAAAACACUAGUGAAAGCCUGUCGACCUUAUUUUCCUGAUGAUGCAACUGCAGAAAUGCUAGAAGAAUGGCGGCCUUUAAUGUGUCCUUUUGAUGUAACCAUGCAAAAGGCCAUUAGUUAUUUUGAAUUGUUUUUGCCUACCUCCCUGCCUCCAGAGCUUCAUCAUAAAGGUUUUAAACUGUGGUUCGAUGAAUUCAUGGGCCUCUGGCUUUCAGUUCAGAAUCUUCCUCAGUGGGAAGGGCACCUAGUGAAUCUCUUUGCACGUUUGGCAAAUGACAACAUUGGGUACAUUGAUUGGGAUCCAUAUGUUCCAAAGGUGUUUACCCGGAUUCUGCGUAGUUUAAAUCUCCCUGUAGGAAGCAGUCAAGUGCUUGUACCAAGACAACUGGCGAAUGCUUAUGACAUUGGACAUGCUGUGAUAUGGAUAACUGCAAUGAUGGGAGGACCAGGCAAGGCUGUACAGAAACAUCUGACGGGGCUCUUCAAUAGCAUUGCUUCUUUUUACCAUCCGUCAAACAAUGGCAGGUGGUUGACAAAGCUUAUGAAACUUCUGCAGAGAUUGCCCUGCUCUGUUGUACGGAGGCUACAUAGAGAGCGAUACAAGAAGCCGUCUUGGCUAACCCCUGUGCCUGACAGCCACAAGUUGAGUGACCAGGAUGUGACGGACUUUGUGAAAAGUAUAAUUCAGCCAGUUCUUUUGGCCAUGUUCAGUAAAACUGGAAGCCUGGAGGCAGCUCAGGCUCUGCAGAAUCUCGCACUGAUGCGCCCAGAGCUUGUCAUUCCCCCAGUACUUGAAAGAACAUAUCCAGCUUUGGAAACACUAACUGAGCCUCACCAGCUCACUGCAACGCUAAGCUGUGUCAUUGGGGUGGCACGCAGCCUGGUCGCUGGUGGUAGGUGGUUCCCAGAAGGCCCAACACACAUGCUACCUCUUUUGAUGAGGGCUCUCCCCGGCGUGGAUCCAAAUGAUUUUAGUAAAUGCAUGAUCACAUUCCAGUUUAUUGCAACAUUUUCCACUUUGGUGCCUUUAGUAGAUUGCUCAUCUGUGCUUCAAGAGCGAGAUGAUCUUUCAGAGGUGGAGAGGGAGCUGUGCUCGGCCAGUGCAGAGUUUGAGGACUUUGUGCUCCAGUUCAUGGAUAGGUGUUUUGCUCUGAUUGAAAGCAGCGCUCUGGAGCAAACACGAGAGGAGACCGAGACGGAGAAGAUGACCCAUCUGGAGAGCUUGGUGGAGCUGGGCCUGUCCUCAACAUUCAGCACAAUCCUCACUCAGUGCUCCAAAGAGAUAUUCAAGGCCGCCCUCGAGAAGGUAUUUAACUUUGCAGUUUCCAACAUCUUUGAAACAAGAGUUUCUGGCAAAAUGGUGGCAGAUCUCUGCCGGGCUGCUGUCAAGUGCUGCCCUGUGGAGUCUCUGAAGCUCUUCCUGCCUCACUGCUGCAAUGUUAUAACUCAUCUCACCAAGAAUGAUGAUGUCCUCCAUGAGGAAGAAUUAGACAAAGAGUUACUUUGGAACCUGCAGCUCCUUUCUGAGAUAACAAGAGUGGAUGGAGAGAAACUUCUUCCCUACAAAGACCAGCUUGUGAAAAUUCUCCAGCGAACCUUGCACUUCACUUGUAAACAGGGUUAUACGUUGUCCUGUAAUCUGCUGCACCAUCUGCUUCGCUCCUGCACUCUCAUCUACCCCACUGAGUACUGCAGUGUGCCCGGCGGAUUCGAUAAGCCUCUCUCUGAAUAUUUCCCCAUAAAGGACUGGGGAAAGGCCGGUGACCUUUGGAACCUUAACAUCAGGUGGCAUGUUCCUUCAGCGGAGGAGGUUAAGUUUGCAUUCUACUUGCUGGACAACUUCCUUCAGCCAGAGCUAGACAAGCUUAAUCGUUAUGGGAGUGGAGAGCUCGAGUUGUCAAGGGAUGAUAUUCAGCAGUGUCUGACCAUCAUGCAGAACUGUCUCACGGGCUCAGGGAACAUUCUACCUCCUCUGCAAGGGGAGAGAGUAUCUCAUCUGGUUACAAGUAUGGUGUCUCUGGAUGAGACAAAACUCUUCACCGGUAUAGACUAUGAUUAUUCUAGAACAAACUACAGAGAAUCCAUUGCAAAAACGCUCAGGAAACUUUUGCACUUCAUACUUGACAACUCAGAAGAUGAUAUCAAGUCUUUAUUUCUUAUAAUAAAGAUCAUCAGCGACGUUCUACAAUUCCAGGGAUCCCACAAACAUGAGUUUGACUCCAGAUGGAAGAGUUUUACACUUGUCAAAAAGUCCAUGGAAAAUCGGCUCCAGGGAAAGAAGAGGCACAUUCGAGCAUUGUUAAUUGACAGAGUCAUGUUGCAACAUGAGUUGAGAAUGUUGACCGUUGAAGGCUGUGAAUACAAAAAAGUCCACCAAGACCUGGUGCGGGAUCUUCUGCGUCUGUCCACCAGCUCUUACGGGCAAGUCAGAAAUAAAGCUCAGCAGGCUUUUUUCUCUGCUCUGGGAACAUACAAUUUCUGCUGCCGGGACAUCAUUCCUCUAGUGCUUGAAUAUCUGCGGCCAGAAAGACAUGAUGUCACUCAACAGCAGUUCAAAGGUGCCUUGUAUUGUCUGCUUGGGAACCACGGUGCAGUGUGCCUAGCAAACCUUCAUGACUGGGAAUGCAUUGUACAGACGUGGCCGGCAAUAAUCUCUUCAGGUCUCAGUAAAGCAAUGUCUCUAGAAAAACCAUCCAUUGUACGCCUUUUUGAUGAUCUGGCUGAGAAGAUCCAUCGGCAAUACGAAACAAUUGGGUUGGACUUUUCGGUUCCUGAAAGUUGUGUCCAGAUUGCUGUAUUGCUGCAGAAGUCGCCCACCCCCGCUCUUGGUGUGGAGUUGCUUCAUCCAGAUCAGCUGAGUCUGGCAGUGCAAAGGCAAGAGGAGAAGAAUGCAGAGUCUUUACGGCAUUAUGAAGGCUUAGUUGAAACUUUGAUCGAUUGUGUUGCACAAAGAAACCUCCCCUGGAAGUUUGAACACAUAGGCAUUGGGUUUUUGUCUUUACUCCUGAGGGAUGACCAUGUUCUACCUCUUCGUGCAGUCAGAUACUUGGUGCAAUCUCUGAAUCACGAUGCUCUUAUUGUCCGCAAGAUGGCAAUCUCUGCUGUAGCUGGAAUUCUAAAGCAGCUGAAGAGACCCCAUGUCAAAAUACCCAUUUGCCCUUACACAAUCAGUGGAUGUACCAAACCAGAUGCCACCAUUCCAGGGGACAGGCCUGACAACGAGUGGAUACAUUACGACAGUGCCAGCCUGCCAAAGACUAAGGAAUCCUGGGACGCCUGUACUUUUGUGGAGAAGACACACUGGGGAUAUUACACGUGGCCUCGAAACUUACAUGUGUAUGCACCUUCUAAGCAACAGCCACAGCUGGGAAGACCUAGAGAGGACAUGUCAGAAGCUGAACAGAUCAUAUAUGAUCAUUUCACGGAUGAGAAGUUUGUCAGCCAGCUGGUAACGUUUCUGACUUUAGAAGAUCGGAAGGGAAAAGAUAAAUUUAACCCUCGCAGGUUUUGCCUUUUUAAGGGUCUUUUUAGAAACUUUGAUGACGCAUUCUUGCCAGUCCUUACUGCCCAUUUGGAGCGCCUAGUGGAAGACUCUCAUGAAAGCACCCAGAGAUGUGUGGCUGAGAUUGUUGCUGGGUUAAUUCGAGGAUCCAAACACUGGACGUUUGAAAAGUUGGAAAACCUGUGGAAGUUCCUGUGCCCUCUGUUGAGGACGGCGUUAUCCAACAUCACCGUGGAGACAUACAGCGACUGGGGCACUUGUAUCGCCACAUCCUGUGAGAGCAGGGAUCCUCGGAAGCUUCAUUGGUUGUUUGAACUGUUGUUGGAAUCACCAGUGAGUGGAGAAGGAGGCUCUUUUGUGGAUGCUUGCCGAUUGUAUGUGCUUCAGGGAGGACUUGCACAGCAAGAGUGGCGAGUUCCAGAGCUUCUGCACCGAUUGCUUACAUAUUUGGAACCGAAACUAACCCAAGUGUACAAGAAUGUCCGAGAAAGGAUCGGAAGUGUUCUGACCUACAUCUUCAUGAUCGAUGUCUGCUUGCCAAACACGGCGCCCACCAAGUCUCCGCGUAUCUCUGAAUUUACUGCCCGGGUCCUUGAGAAGCUAAGACCUCUAAUGGAGGUCGACGAGGAGAUCCAAAACCACGUCAUGGAGGAGAAUGGGGUUGAAGAACAGGAUGAGAGAACUCAGGGCAUUAAAAUGAUGAAGACCAUACUGAAGUGGAUCAUGGCGAGUGCUGGGCGGUCAUUCUGUACGGCUGUCCCAGAACAGUUACAACUUCUACCAUUGUUGUUUAAGAUUGCACCGGUUGAAAAUGACACAAACUACGACGAGCUAAAGAGAGAUGCCAAAAUGUGUUUAUCCCUGAUGUCUCAAGGGUUACUCUACCCCGAGCAAGUGCCCAUGGCUCUAGAAGUGCUGAAACAGACUGCAAGAAGCAGCUCCUGGCAUGCCAGAUACACAGUCCUGACGUAUAUCCAGACAAUGGUCUUCUAUAACCUCUUCAUAUUCCUUCACAAUGAAGAAGCUGUUCAAGGCGUCAGGUGGUUGGUUCUACAACUAAUGGCUGAUGAACAGUUGGAGGUGAGAGAGAUGGCUGCCACCACCCUGAGUGGCUUUCUGCAGUGCAGCUUUCUGACAAUGGACGUCUCUAUGCAAGCACACUUUGAGCAGCUCUGCAAAACCAGAUUGCCAAAGAAACGCAAGAGAGACCUCGGGACGGCUGUGGACACCAUACCCUCUGCAGCAGAUCUGGUGAAGCGCCAUGCUGGUGUUCUGGGGCUCAGUGCCUGCAUUUUAUCAAGCCCUUAUGAUGUCCCGACAUGGAUGCCACAACUGCUGAUGGAUCUGAGCGCACAUCUCAAUGAUCCGCAGCCCAUAGAGAUGACGGUAAAGAAAACCUUAUCUAACUUCCGGAGAACACACCUUGACAAUUGGCAAGAGCACAAGCAGCAGUUUACAGAUGACCAGCUGGUGGUUUUAACUGAUCUCUUGGUUUCUCCUUGCUACUAUGCAUAGAAAGGACACCCUAUGAAGGAUGAUUCAGAUUUUAAAUUUGUGUCCCCAGCUGCCCCAAGUGGAUUGAGUUUUUUUUUUUUUUUGUUUGUUUUAAUUUUAUUUUAAGCCCACCAUAGGAGAACAGGGCUCCUGGACAAUUUUUAGAGCAAAAGAUUUACGCUUGCAAAGGAUUGAUGCGCGCCGAGUGAUUUGAUUGAUAAUGAGACUCUUGUAUAUGAACGGACUGUAUGGACUCUUUUGGUGUGACACAUAACACAGGGACUCGCUAUGACUUUUUUUUGUUGCAAAUGUUACAUAACUGUACAAACUGUAGGUAAGUAGAGUAAUAAAUCAUUGUACAAACCGUCUUUUACAUGAAAAUAACAUUGGUUUGUAAAAAGUCGCAUUGCGGACAUUUAAGCUAAAGCUUUGUAUUCAGGUCAAAUGCCAUAUUUUGUGUUUUUUAAAUUAUUAUUUUUUUCUUUGCUCUUUAGUGUAAAGCACCUUUUUUUUUUUUUUUUUUUUUUUAUAGAACUAAAUGUAUAUAUACUUUAUAUAUGUAUACAAACCUUGGGCAGCCCAUAACGCUAUGCGAGGCGUGCUUGGAAAUAAAUGACCCGAGAGGAACAGGGAAUUCUGUAAGAGUGGAGGAGAGGAAAAGUUGGUGUGUUGCUCAUAGCAACCAAUCAGGUGUUUUUUUUUUUUUUUUUUUUUUUUUUUUUAAUUCUCUCAUUUAUACUAUAAAGUUGACUGCUGGGUUAUGAUUGGCUAUUGGCAGCACUUCCACUUUACCUGUCCUACUCCUUUAUGGAAUCCCCUGUUGUGUGUGUGUAUAUAUAUAUAUAUGUGUAUAUAUAUCUCCGUUCAUCAUCUGCAGGUUUUUCAGCAGUCCCUCCCUAUGCUAUGCUCCUGUUGCUGAUCUAAUAUGUUACCAGGUGACAUGUUUUUAAGCAAGGUACUUUAUACAUGAAAAAAAAAAAAUGUCUUUCUCAUUUUCGGUGAACUCUUCAUCCCUCUUAAUGAUGUGUAUCGUGUUCCUUGAAGGAAUGCUGUUCAUUAAAUGCCUACCUGCUGAGCAAGUGACAAAGCACAGCAGAGUACUAGUGCAGUAUUUACCAGCUGUCAGCAGCACAGCAAUGUAACCACUGUAUAGCGUAGUGCCAAAACCGUUCUUUCAAUUGUACAACUUUAGUUUAUUUUAAAAACCCAAUAAAAGGAUUGUUUGUAACA
This is a messenger RNA of Rana temporaria (common frog), 6915 nucleotides long. It is a transcript of the gene PSME4, whose product is annotated as proteasome activator subunit 4. Lineage: Eukaryota; Metazoa; Chordata; Amphibia; Anura; Ranidae. Gene Ontology annotation, biological process: proteasomal ubiquitin-independent protein catabolic process. The coding region runs from base 151 to 5706 and encodes 1851 amino acids. Gene Ontology annotation, molecular function: proteasome binding; peptidase activator activity. The record is from RefSeq and is a predicted model, not a curated record. Gene Ontology annotation, cellular component: spermatoproteasome complex; nucleus; cytosol. The transcript is spliced from 48 exons.